AUCUGGUUUCCUAGCCUAACAUAUGCAGCAUUUUACCAGCGACAGAGGACGAAAACUGGAACAUAAAAUUUUUAAAAUAGUCUAAAAAUGUCGAGUACGGAGAUAGCAAUUCCUAGAAGAUUGCCGAUUUUAUCGGUUAAUAAAGUACUUCUUCCAGGAACAAAUAUGCGUCUUCCUGUUCAAUCAACAAAAAAUUUAAACUUGGUGCAGAGCAAAAUUCUUGGUAGGAAUACAUUGGCAAGCACAAUUGUUGGAGUAGUACCUUCAGAGUACACUGAUAAUACCACCCAAACAUCAGAUGACCUUCUUUUACAUCCUAUCGGAGUUGCCGCAGUUGUUGUUCAGGUGACUGGUACAAACUGGCCACGAACUUCCUAUACUCUAUUAGUUCAAGGAUUAUGUAGAUUCAAGAUCGACUCCAUUAUUCAAGAAACACCCUAUGUUGUCGCAGCAGUUACUCAACUAGAUCAUUUGCCCGAAGAUCACGAAGUUCUCGAAGAAAACGUUACAAAUCUUAUAGAAGAAUUAAGAAACAAGGCUAACACAUUAGUUGAUAUGCUCAAUUUAUCCCCAAACGUUCUACAAAAAAUGAAGAAAAUUUUAUCGGAAGUUCCAAACAACCAGUUACCAGAUAUAACAGCUAGUUUAAGCUUAGUUCAAGCAUCUCACAAUGAAAAAUUAAGCAUAUUAGACGCCAUUGAUUUAAACAAAAGAAUCAGUCGUUUACUUCCUCUUGUCCAAAAACAAAUCGAAGCAUUAGAAUCAAUAAAACGACCACCAAAAGACAAAGAUUCUAUAAUUGCUAUUCGAGGAGGGCGACGUAUUGAUACUAGAUUACCAGGUCGAUCAAAUGAUGAAGAUGAUACGGAAGACUUAGAUGAGAAAUUAUCAAAUGCAGGAUUACCUGAAGCAGCAAAGAAAAUUGCUGAUAGGGAAUUAAAGAGAUUGAAGAAGAUGCCUCCAGCAAUGCCAGAACACGCAAUGUUAAGGAUGGAUUUAGAUGAAGAUCACUAUGGCUUAGACGACUUAAAGAAGCGUGUUGUUGAAUAUUUGGCUGUCAGACGUUUAAAAAAUUCAUUAAGGGGUCCAAUUUUGUGCUUUAUUGGACCACCCGGUGUUGGCAAGACUAGUGUUGGUCAAAGCAUAGCAAAAACUCUUGGAAGGAAAUUUCAUAGAAUUGCUCUGGGAGGUUGUAGCGAUCAAUCUGAUAUUCGUGGUCAUCGAAGAACUUAUAUCGGUUCUAUGCCUGGCCGAAUUAUUCAAGGGAUUAAACAAGCAGGGACCAAAAAUCCAGUGAUACUUUUGGAUGAAAUUGACAAAUUGGGUCGAGGCAUUCAUGGUGAUCCGGCUGCAGCGCUUCUUGAAGUUUUAGAUCCGGCUCAAAAUUUUUCUUUUACUGAUCAUUAUGUUAAUACCCCUUUUGACCUUUCUCAAGUGCUCUUUGUAGCAACAGCAAAUCAACAGAGUACUAUUCCAGGGCCGCUUCUUGAUAGAAUGGAAGUAAUCACAGUACCAGGGUAUACAAGAGAUGAUAAACUGCAUAUCUCCAAGAGACAUCUCAUAAAGAAACAGUUACAGGAACAUGGAUUAACCGAUAAAAAUCUUACAUUUACAGAUGAAGCCUUAAUGGAAAUAAUCAACAAGUACACCCUUGAAGCCGGCGUUAGGAACCUGGACAGGCAAAUUGCAGCUGUUUGUCGCUCUAUUGCGGUUAAAGUUGCAGAAAGUAAAAAUCCUGAGGCAUCUAAUUUCACACUUGAUGUGACAGAAAUCAAUCAAAUAUUGGGGCCGGAGAAUUUUGAAUACGAGAAGUGGGAAAGCGUUACCCAACCUGGGGUUGCAAUUGGAUUGGCUUGGACAUCAGUUGGUGGAAAAAUAAUGUAUGUUGAGGCAUCUCGUAUCACUGGUACAGGAAAGCUAACUUUAACUGGGCAACUAGGAGAUGUAAUGAAGGAAAGUGCUACUCUAGCCCUAAACUGGCUAAAGUCACAUGCUCCACUCUUGGAUAUUGUCACAGAAACAGUUGAAAAGAGUGACGUUCAUAUUCACUUUCCGGCAGGAGCUGUUCCGAAAGAUGGACCAUCUGCAGGAGUUACAAUAGUAACAGUGCUCGUAUCGCUCUUUACAGAUAAAGUAGUUCGUUCCAGAACAGCCAUGACCGGAGAAUUAACUCUUCGAGGUUACGUUCUUCCCGUCGGCGGAAUCAAAGAAAAAGUCAUUGCUGCCCACCAAGCUGGAAUUCGCCGAGUCAUCUUACCAGAAAAGAAUGAAAAGAAUUUGGUAAAAGUACCACAAAGUGUAAAGGAUGAUAUCGAGUUUGUUUUCGUUAAAAAUGUCCGAGAGGUAAUCCUAUACGCUUUUGACCAAACUUUUCCUAAGUUGCAGAAAAGUGAAACACUAAGCGAUUCAAUUCUCAGUAAACUUUGA
This is a messenger RNA of Dimorphilus gyrociliatus, 2427 nucleotides long. Lineage: Eukaryota; Metazoa; Annelida; Polychaeta; Dinophilidae. The record is from the annotation of a GenBank genome assembly.